AUGGCUGACGCAUCCAAAGAUGUGCCGUUCAAGACGGUCCAGGUCGAGGCCCUCGUCCUCAUGAAGAUCUCGAAGCACUGCUCGUCGUCAUUCCCCACCACCGCGACUGGAUCCCUCGUCGGUAUGGACAACAACGGAGUCCUCGAGGUCACCAACGCCUUCCCCUUCCCCAUCUUCGAAGUACCCGGAUCCGACUCGCACCAGAAUGAUGCCUCCUCGCUCGCGGCCAACGCCCCGCGCCAGAAGCCCAACAUCGCCUACCAGAACGACAUGAUCAGGUACAUGAAGGAGAUCAACAUCGACGCCAAUAACGUCGGAUGGUACACCAGCGCCGCCAUGGGCAACUUUGUCAACCUCACCUUCAUCGAGAACCAGUAUCACUACCAGAAGGAUAACGACCGCACUGUCGCUCUUGUGCAUGAUGUCAGCCGCAGUUCGCAGGGUGCUUUGAGCCUUCGCGCUUUCAAGUUGUCGCCUAGCUUCAUGACUGCGUACAAGGAGGGCAAGUUUACGACUGAAAGCCUCCAAAAGUCGAAACUCAACUUCAAGGACAUCAUCGUCGAGUUCCCCGUCAUCGUCCACAACUCCCAUCUCUUGACCUCGUUCCUCCACCAGAUCCCCCCCGCGCCCAUCCGGGAUCCCUCGGAACCCCCCGCGUCCCUCGACGAUCUCAGCGAGGACCCCGUCAACCCCCCCCUCUACCCCUCUCUCGACUCCCUCGACGUGUCGAUCGACCCGUUCCUAGAAAAGACGUGCGACCUCCUCCUCGACAGCAUCGAGUCUCACUACACCGACCUGAACAACUUCCAGUUCUACCAGCGACAGCUCGGCCGUGAGCAGGCUAAGAUUACGCAAUGGCAGGCCAAGCGCAAGGCGGAGAACGCGGCCCGCGUCGCGGCCAAGCAACAGCCCCUCCCCGAGGACGAGUGGCAGAGGCUGUUCAAGCUUCCUCAGGAGCCCAGCAGGCUCGAGGGCAUGCUCAACGCCAAGCAGGUCGAGCAGUACGCGAAGCAGGUUGAUGGCUUCACUGCUAAUGUCAGCGCCAAGAUGUUUGCUGUGAGGGAGAACUUGAUGCCGAAAUGA
Molecule: messenger RNA, 1083 nt
Organism: Scedosporium apiospermum
Lineage: Eukaryota; Fungi; Ascomycota; Sordariomycetes; Microascales; Microascaceae
Product: Eukaryotic translation initiation factor 3 subunit H
Exons: 2
Coding region: 1-1083 (360 amino acids)
Cellular component (GO): eukaryotic 43S preinitiation complex; cytosol; cytoplasm
Molecular function (GO): metallopeptidase activity; translation initiation factor activity; protein binding
Source: RefSeq, a predicted model, not a curated record